This is a messenger RNA of Anopheles funestus (African malaria mosquito), 5669 nucleotides long. RefSeq names its product transient receptor potential cation channel subfamily A member 1 (gene TrpA1). Bases 1639 to 5277 code for a protein of 1212 amino acids. The record is from RefSeq and is a predicted model, not a curated record. Gene Ontology annotation, cellular component: membrane. NCBI's taxonomy places the organism in Eukaryota, Metazoa, Arthropoda, Insecta, Diptera, Culicidae. Gene Ontology annotation, molecular function: monoatomic ion channel activity; protein binding. The transcript has 13 exons. Gene Ontology annotation, biological process: monoatomic ion transport; transmembrane transport.
ACCGUAUCUGCUCCAAUGGCUUUACUGAUGGUGAUGGCCAUUUCAAUGCCAAACCAAUGUUUCCGUACGGUUGGUUGCAUCGUAAAGCGUAAUUGACGGUACGAUCUAUGAUUUCAACCACGGUGGUUCGCGUUCAACGACAGCAGGUAAAAGUAAAAGCUCUCCGAUUUAAACCACAACUUCGACAGCAAAAGGAUACUCUUUGAUUGAUGGCGGAGAGUGUUUCACUCUCUACGGCAGCUUUUACUUUGCUUUUCUCUUACAAAAGUUGCUUGUUCUUUGGCAUCAUUCUAGAAGGACCUGCAACUUCCUUCUCGCUCUCCACGUUCACUGUGGCUCUCUCAGCAUCCUUUCGCGUAUCCUGCUGAUGGACGUACGGAGCUAUAUAAUACCUAGCGUCUAGGUAGUUUAUCCUCAGUCUCGCGUUGUCCGCGAUCUUUAGCCGAUGUGUUCCGAUAAGGAAGAGUAAAUCACUAGUCCAGUGUAACGGUUCAUUGCAUUAAGGAUCAAACGAUUGUGCAUCGGUUGUUCUUGCCCCAUUGGUUUGGGGCAGUUCGUUGGGCAAAUAUCAACAUUUUUGCAUGGAAGUUUUAUUACUCUUUACCAUGUAUUAUUGUACAUCUGUGUUGAGUUUUGUUAAUUUUUUUAUUUGGUGACUGUUUUUUUGUGGAAUAAAAACGAACUAUGAAAGUAAACGUUUGCUUACUUUAAGACGUGCUUUUAUGACGUUGGGCAAUAAUCCUCGGUGGCUUAUGUAUUAUUACGUGGACGUGUGUGGUUUUUCCUGCCUUGUUAUGAACCAGGGUGAUUUAUAAGCAUAGAAACAUAUAAAUCAAAAUUGUUUAAGUGCAUAAAAAAGUGACUCAAAGUUCUAUUAGUAUUUAUAUAUCUAUUAUAGUAAAAAGUAUAUUUUUUAUAAUUUUAUUUGUUAUUUUUGUUUUGUUAUUUUUUAUAAGAAUUCUAAUUAUUCUACUGUAAGUUACACUAAAAGUGUCUACAAAAAGAGAAUAAAACUAUAAAAGAAAAAAAAUCUCAUCAAAUUAUCUAUUACAAGUUAUCAAGUAAACAUGAAGCAUACUUCUUACUUACUACCAAAGGAUAGUUGUUCGUGACUGUCCAGCAGUGUUUGGAUGAUAAAUUAAUAGCAGUUGAUGAAUUAUAUUGGUUGCCUGCGGGAUAUUUUUCGAUCUUACAAAGGCAACCCAUUUUAUGAAGUGUUUGCUGUUGCCUAACCGGUGUACCAGCAGGAAGGGCAAUAGAUCAAUUACUAAAGUUGCAACACAUCGGUCGUUUACGAUAGAUAAUUAAUCAAUCACAGUUAUUAUCUGUUGAAGUGUAAUUAAUGAGAAAGUGAAUCUACUAGGACGCAAAGUUUCACAAAAUUAAUAUACCGUGAUGUAAGUGUAACUUGAACUCAGAGGAAUAAUAUAUCGUAUUGCUUCGAUAUUUUAGUAUAAAACGUUAGGAUAUGUGCGUUUAAAGAUGUUUAAAUGUGUACGUAAAAUUCCUAUCCUUCAUAUGCCCUGCAUCAAUCAACAAAACGUACGAGAAAUUUAUAGUGCUUGUUAAAGUGCAUCUCGCCACUACCGACGCUAUCGAACCCGACCGCAAUAUUUAGCCUCGAGUGUACCUAAUCGGAUGCUAUCCCUUGCUAUGUAUACACGAAAAUCUCUUCGACAUAUGUGGCGCAACUGUUCGCAACGUAACGGAUUCACGAUCGCAACACCGCUGAAAAUACCGGUCAAUUGGAGCCGUGUGCUGCGCCUGCAAGGAACGGCACGCAUUAAUGCGGAGGAAGUAAUAAAGGCAGCAGAAGCCGGUAAUCUCGAGGAAUUUAUACGGCUCUAUGAGGGAGACAAUAACCGCCUGUCGGUAAAAGAUAGCAAGGGUCGGACGGCUGCCCACCAGGCAGCGGCACGAAACCGUGUUAACAUCCUUACCUUUAUACACGGCCAAGGAGGAAACUUGAAUGCACAAGACAUGGUUGGAAACACACCGCUUCAUACGGCAGUCGAGAAUGAUUCGCUGGAUGCGUUGGAAUUUCUACUGAAAAUUCCAGUAGCGACAAACAUUCUCAACGAAAAGAAGCUAGCACCAGUGCAUUUGGCAACCGAACAGAACAAAGUAAAUGCGCUGCAGGUUAUGGGCAAAUAUCGUGAAGUGAUCGACAUACAGCAGGGUGGAGAACACGGUAGAACAGCACUGCACUUGGCCGCUAUCUACGAUAACGAAGAGUGUGCGAGAAUAUUGAUUUCAGAGUUUGGAGCUUGUCCAAGGAAACCGUGCAACAACGGAUACUAUCCGAUACACGAGGCAGCUAAAAACGCCAGCUCCAAAACAAUGGAAGUCUUCUUCCAGUGGGGUGAAUCGAAGGGCUGCACAAGGGAGGAGAUGAUUUCGUUCUACGACUCGGAAGGCAAUGUGCCACUGCACUCGGCCGUCCAUGGUGGUGAUAUCAAGGCGGUAGAGCUGUGUCUUAAAUCGGGAGCAAAAAUUUCCACCCAACAGCAUGACCUUUCAACGCCGGUACAUCUGGCGGCAGCACAGGGCGCCAUCGAGAUAGUGAAGCUUAUGUUUCGCAUGCAACCGGUCGAGAAGCGCAUCAGCUUGAACUGUACCGACAUUCAGAAGAUGACACCGUUACACUGUGCCGCCAUGUUUGACCAUCCGGAGAUUGUCGAGUAUUUGGUGAAGGAGGGUGCCGACAUUAAUGCGAUGGACAAGGAGAAACGGUCGCCACUGUUGCUGUCUUCGUCGCGUGCUGGUUGGCGCACGGUAAUGACCUUGAUCAGGCUCGGUGCAAACAUUAGCCUAAAAGAUGUGAAUUCCCGUAACGUGCUGCAUCUGGUCAUCAUGAACGGUGGGUGUUUGGAUGAGUUCGCAAAGGAGGUAUGCCACACACAGUCCGAAAUCUAUCUGCUUCAGCUGCUGAACGAAAAGGAUGAUGCGGGCUGUUCGCCGCUACAUUACGCUAGCCGUGAAGGUCACAUUCGCUCGUUGGAGAAUCUGAUACGGCUUGGAGCGUGUAUUAAUCUGAAGAAUAACAAUAACGAAAGUCCACUCCACUUUGCGGCACGAUACGGACGGUACAAUACAGUGCGGCAGCUACUUGACUCCGAGAAGGGAACGUUUAUUAUAAACGAAAGUGAUGGUGAAGGGUUGACGCCAUUGCAUAUUGCUUCGCAGCAGGGCCACACACGGGUCGUGCAGAUGUUGUUGAACCGGGGCGCUUUACUGCACCGGGACCAUAACGGACGCAAUCCGCUACAUCUGGCCGCAAUGUCCGGUUACACGCAAACGAUCGAGCUACUGCAUUCUGUCCAUUCGCAUCUGCUGGAUCAGGUUGACAAAGAUGGGAAUACGGCAUUACAUUUAGCCACGAUGGAGAACAAACCCAAUGCGGUGGUACUGCUGCUCAGUCUCGGCUGUAAACUGCUUCACAAUUACAUGGACAUGAGCGCAAUCGACUAUGCGAUUUAUUACAAGUAUCCGGAGGCGGCCCUUGCCAUGGCCACUCACGAGGAACGUUCCGGCGAGGUGAUGGCACUGAAAUCGGACAAACAUCCGUGCGUAACGCUGGCCCUGAUCGCUUCGAUGCCGCGUGUCUUCGAAGCCGUACAGGACAAUUGCAUCACCAAGGCAAACUGCAAGAAGGACUCGAAGAGUUUCUACAUUCGAUACUCGUUUACCUGUCUGCAGUGUCCGGCACUGUACGCACAGAUGGAUGCACGUACCGGUGAAGCCGUCCAGAUAUCGAAACCGAUACCGCUUCCGGCACUGAACGCGAUGGUAGCACACGGACGGGUGGAACUGUUAGCGCAUCCCCUCAGCCAAAAGUACUUGCAAAUGAAGUGGAACUCUUACGGCAAAUACUUUCACCUGGCCAAUCUGCUGUUCUACAGUGUGUUUCUAUUUUUCGUAACACUAUUUACGUCGCAGUUGAUGCGCAACGCUACUCCCAUCGUAAAUCCAACUGGAAAUCACACGCAAGGAGGUGAUACGCCGGACGGUGGAGCUUACGGUGGACAGCAACACAUACUAGCGUUGCGCUCAACAUUAGCCCGCACGAAAGGAUACAAUUAUGGUACCAUGGCAAACGUGACGACCUCAGUCGCACCGCCACAGAUUGAGGAACAGAUGGAUGUGUCCACCACGACGCUUGUGUCCGGCAUUGGCAUUAUUAUCUACAUCGUCGUGAAUGCUAUGCGCGAACUGUUGCAGGUUUAUCAGCAAAAGUGGCAUUAUCUGCUCGAACCGAACAACUUCAUCUCGUGGAUACUCUACACGUCCGCACUGAUUAUGAUAUGGCCCAUGUUUUCCAGUGGCAUGUGCGUCAGCAUCAACUAUUCGGCGGCUUCGAUAACUGUGUUUCUGUCGUGGUUUAAUUUGCUGCUGUUUCUGCAACGGUUUGAUCAGAUUGGUAUAUACGUGGUGAUGUUUUUGGAAAUCUUGCAAACCCUCAUUAAAGUGUUGAUCGUAUUCAGCAUUCUGAUAAUCGCUUUUGGGUUGGCAUUCUACAUUCUUCUCUCAAAGGUCUCUGAACCCCAAGUGAAUCAUCUGUCGUUCUCGUCGAUUCCCAUGUCACUGCUGCGCACAUUCUCCAUGAUGCUGGGAGAGAUGGAUUUCGUUGGCACGUACGUUCAACCGUACCAUGUUGGAGAUCUUCCAUUUCCGUUCCCUUCGUUCGUCAUUCUGUGUUUAUUCAUGAUCCUGAUGCCCAUUCUACUGAUGAAUUUGCUGAUCGGUUUGGCCGUCGGUGACAUUGAAUCGGUGCGGCGCAACGCGCAACUCAAGCGACUUGCCAUGCAGGUGGUGUUGCACACGGAGCUGGAACGCAAACUGCCCCAAAUGUGGCUCGAGAUGGUUGACAAAAUGGAGCUGAUCGAGUAUCCGAACGAAAAGAAGUGCAAACUGGGAUUCCUCGACUCCGUCCUGCGUAAGUGGUUCUGCAAUCCUUUUACCGAUGAUUACAAAGGUGGUAUCGAUUAUGUGCUAGAAAACACGGAAGACUACGUUGCGGUUGAGCUGGAGAAACAGAAGCGAAAGUUGCGCGACAUUGGGAUGGCACUGGACACACAACAUCAGCUACUACGGUUGAUCGUACAGAAAAUGGAGAUCAAAACUGAAGCAGAUGAUGUCGAUGAGGGUGUCCCUACCAGCGAUCUUAAAGUCUCGAGCGGUUUGCUGACAAGUAAUCGAUCGUCACGCUGGUCAUCACCGAGGAUACGCAAGAAACUCGGUGCCACCUUAAGCUUCAACAAAUCGAUCGGCAAAUGAGUGCAAUGGUAGCGAAGUUCACUGUACUGAUUCGGUUUCCCUGCAUUUAAAUGAUCGACGGUUUCAAUAAUUAAGCACUCUUUUAACCAUAGAAAGCAGAGCUUGUACGUGUGCGUGUGUGUGUGUGUGUGAUCAUUAUGUAUACAUUUGUGUGCGUCUGUAAGUUAGUACUAAAAUGUCUCCAACGUUACUGAUGGUAAACCACACCACCGGUAUACUUUCUAAUAUUUAAAGCAAAAAACUGUAUUUUGGCUACAAUUUAGUAACACAAACAUUUGUAAGUGGUUUUGCUACUUGAUCUUUUGCACAUGAUACUUUGAUGUUGUUUCUAGCGAUAUGAUAAAUGUGUUGAAAAUUUAAUAAAAAUCAUAAACAUACUCUUACACACCCCA